Rhopalosiphum padi (bird cherry-oat aphid) is the source of this 2306-nucleotide messenger RNA. RefSeq lists its product as uncharacterized. Bases 592 to 2112 code for a protein of 506 amino acids. The transcript is spliced from 4 exons. Lineage: Eukaryota; Metazoa; Arthropoda; Insecta; Hemiptera; Aphididae. The record is from RefSeq and is a predicted model, not a curated record.
UGUAUUAUCGAUUCCGUUUAAACUUUAAAUAUCAUCGGAGCCGUUGAUUAUAGCAUUUUAUAUUUUCUUAAAAUACGAAAAUACGAAUAAUAAUAAUAUUGUUAUUGAUUUAUGCGCGAUAUAAUUAUUAAUUUUUAUAAUUCGGUGAUUAUAAUAUCGUCAAUGUUCUAAAAAUAACGUUUUGUUAUGGUUAACAAUCGGUCGAACACUGCCAGUACUGAACGUCUGUACACAACGCAAUACGCAUUACACAUCGAUGGCAUAAGGACGUUCGAUCGUCGAGUUACGACGAUUCGUCGGUGGUCCACAACUUUACUGUCGUCGUCGUCGAUUUUUGUCACGAACAGCCACGGAUGACGGAUGUACUGACACCCGCACUUCCCGUGCCAGUGGAAACCGUUUAACAAUAAUAUCGACAGCCUGCUCGAAGACCUCCAUUACCACGCGAUUCGCCGUAAGCUUUACUGUUUUGACAUCGCUUAUUUCAUGUUUUAUAAUAUUUAUAUUAUUUAAACAUUUUUUCCGAUCGACUUAUUGAUAGGAUACGGUUAAGCGCUGCGAGUUCGCCAUCAGCUGUCGACGUCGACAAUCAUGGAAACCGCUAGCGAAGGGGCUCCUAAACGGGCGUUGGAUAAAGCCGACGACGGUGGCGGUACGAAAAAACUGAAAACUGACGCCGAAGAUCAUCAGUUCUUGCCGACGGUGGAAAAAAUAAGAAACGUGGAGGAUCCGAUAAAAUGGAGUUUGCUGCCUUCGAUCGUGUACAAUUUGCUCACGCUAUUCAAGAAAACGGAAAAAUCGAAUUCUGACGAGCACAAACAAGAUAAACUUGAUAAUGGUUUUAAAGUUUUAUCAAAUCAAUAUUAUCAAGAAAAACUUUUAAAUGAUUCCUUCAAACAUGAUCAAUUGAAAGAGGUUGAUAGAUAUGAUAAAAUUAGUAUUAAAGAAUCUAAUUUUAAAGUUCCAAAUACUACAAAAGUUUCCAUCCAAAAUCUGAAUAAAUUGGAAUCCAAAUCAACAUAUUUAACAGAAAAUGUUCCAAAAAUAGCACCAUUAAUUACAAAAGCUUUGCCAAUUCAACUGUCUGCAGAGAAUACUGAUGUUCACAAGGUUGAACGACAAAUAGAUGACAAAUCAAUCAAAACAACUAGUGUUGUCGAGAAGAAGCUUACACCUACACACAAUGUUAAUCAUUUAUCUGUAUAUAGAAAAAAUAUUCCUUGUACAGUGCCAUCCAUAAAUGAUAAAGCAGUUAUGUCUACAGAAAGUGUUUCUGAUGCAGCUACAUCUGCCAAUAGUAUUUAUAAUACUUCCUUUCUUGCAUCUGGAACUGAUAUUUCUAAUACUUCAUUGUAUACAUCUACAAAUAGUGUUUAUAAUGUUCCUAUUGUGACAUCUAAAAUUAGUAUUCCUAAUACCCCUACACUUAUUUCUACAAAUAGUAUUUCUAGUACGGCUAUGCUUUCAUCUGCAAAUAACAAUACAAUAAUUGUACCUGAGGAUAGUGCUCAUCAAGUUAUUUCUAGAACAGAAAAUAAUUUUAGAAAGCAAAUAUUUGAGCUUUUAAAUAAAAAUUGUAUUAUUGGUAUUUCAAAAAUACCUUUAACUAAACCAUCUUCAUGUAUUUGUAAGUAUUGUACAACUGUGACUAGCUUAUCGAUAAAACAAUCGGCAGCAUAUAAUCUUUUAUUUCCAUUAAAUGAUAAUUUAAAUCACAAUAAUUCAUAUUGUGAUUUGGAAAUUUCAAAUGUACCAGAUGAUAUUGGUUCUAUUUCUGCUACAAACGACUGUUAUUUGAACAAAUUAAAUAUACCACCUUAUAAAUGUCAAAAAUCAUUAAUUAAUACUGAAUCUCCAAAAAAUAUUUGGAUUAAUCAGUUAACUUCUUUGAUCAGUAAAAAUGAUACAUCCAAAAAAUAUCAUAAAACUAAUAAAGUUAAUGCUUCAGUAAAAUUGAACUUACAAAAUGUUAUUAAUAACGUGCAUAAAGCCACUCAACAAAUUAAAUCACAUCUUUCAUUUUGUAACAAAUGUAAAAAAUCAAAUUUGAAUAAGCCUGGUAGUUGUAAAUGUAAUGUAUCUCUAAGCACAUCUUAUAAUCAUAAUGAGUAAUGUGUAUACUAAACUAUAAAUCUAUAAUUACAUUUUAAUAUUUUACUGUUUAUUUAUUUAUUAUUUAUUUAUCUUUUUAACUGUUGUUAUUUUCUGUCUAAGCAUUGUGUAUUAAAAAAGUUUAAGAAUUUUUUUUUAUGUUAUACUAUUUUAUUCAACUAACUUUAAUUAAUAAAUUUUGUUUUAUGUAUUAA